Molecule: messenger RNA, 1521 nt
Organism: Portunus trituberculatus (swimming crab)
Lineage: Eukaryota; Metazoa; Arthropoda; Malacostraca; Decapoda; Portunidae
Product: tetranectin-like
Exons: 5
Coding region: 223-1143 (306 amino acids)
Source: RefSeq, a predicted model, not a curated record
CUCUGAUCCCCCAGCUAUCACCACAGGCGUUUGCUUACACUCCAUAAAAGGAAACAGAAGAUUGACAGUCAGCUGGUGGUAGCCGACACGGUAACAUCAUCUCUCAGUGAUAGAAAGGAUACAAAUGGGUGGAGCCUUGAGAUGUAUCGUGACGUCACAACUAAGUCCUGAUAUCUUCACAACACAGCCUCUCAAACCCAAAGUAUUAUAUUAGCAUCAAGCAUGCGCCAGUCUUCAGCUGGCACUCAAGAAGUGAACACGAUGAGAGCCACACUUCCUCAAGCCUCGGUACUGCUUCUGGGCGGGGUGGUGGCCGUGCUAGUGGGUCCCUGCCGCAGCUCUGUGACCCAGGAGCCCAUAAACAACGACCAACUCUCCAGCCACACCCCGCCAUCCGCAGAAUUAAUCCAGUCAGUGAUGGUUAAUCAGAUGACGUUGCUCAGGAUGCUCAAUCAGUCUUCUACCAAUUGCUCUCCGGACGAAUUAGCAAUAGCAGCGUUUGUUGCACGACAAGAAGACGCAAGAGAAGAGCUACGCCGCAGUUUGGAAACUGCAUUAAAGAUGCUAAAAGAGAAGAAGGAAGAAGCACUUGAUGAGAUUACCGAGAAGAAAAUACAAUCAGAAACAGAUCUGGUUUCCUUAAAAAACUCAGCACUAGAAGAGAUGACGGAAACAAAAGCAAACAUAACAGUCGAGUUGAAGGCAGCGAGGGAAAAAGCGCCAGACCGUUUAGAAGGCACAAAAACGAUGAAGAUAUUCCGGGCAUAUACAGAAUCCCUUCCGCAGAAGGAGGCCAUGGAAGCUUGUGAGCAUAAGGGAGGCCGCAUUGCUGUUCCUCAGAAUUCAGAGGAGAACUUGGAGCUCGUCUCGCUGGUCACUACAGAGGCUUCCAGAUCCCUUUAUGAACCUUAUUCAUAUUGGAUUGGAGCGGAAGACAGGGACAAAGAAGAUCAGUGGGUUGAUAGUAACACAGGAUUGCCUCUCGCCUACAAAAACUUCCAAAGUGGCCAACCAGAUGACUAUGGCACGGAUGGUGAAGACUGUGUUGUGCUCAUAUCUUGGGGCUCAUGGAACGACUUUUCCUGUGGCUCGGCUGCUCAUGGAUACCUGUGCGAAUUUUUUGUUGAAUACAUUCAUACAUAGUAAACUCGUCCGAGAUAAAGGAUGAAAUAUGUAAUGCUAAUAACAGGACAAAAUGAUGGCUUGAGACCUCCUGUGUAGAGUGGAAGGUAGGGAAACACAAUUUGACCUACUGCCACAUCACUGGUUAAAUACUUAUAAUUUUCAGUGAUACAGUGACAAAUAACCAACUUGUAUACCGUACUUUACUAAAUGCAAUGCAGAGAUCAUUUGGUCUACAUAGAGCCAAUUAGAGAUGAAUACCUUUAUCAUCUUAUUUACUCUUAAUAAUGAUAUCUUAAUAAUGAUAUCUUGUUAAAAACGCUAAAAAUACAAAUGUCUUGAAAACCAGCCAGUUCUGAACAAUGGUAGUCAUAAUCAAAACUUGUACGCAAAAAAUAA